This is a messenger RNA of Mesocricetus auratus (golden hamster), 3376 nucleotides long. Its product is annotated as NACHT, LRR and PYD domains-containing protein 9B. Gene Ontology annotation, cellular component: cytoplasm. The transcript is spliced from 10 exons. Gene Ontology annotation, molecular function: protein binding. Gene Ontology annotation, biological process: regulation of inflammatory response. The record is from RefSeq and is a predicted model, not a curated record. Lineage: Eukaryota; Metazoa; Chordata; Mammalia; Rodentia; Cricetidae. Bases 183 to 3194 code for a protein of 1003 amino acids.
UAGCAGCCAAUGAAGGGGAGAGAGUCGACCACCAAUCAACAAGCUAGACUGACUUCUUAUUGUUAGUUUCCAAGGUGGUCUGUGAUGAGAAGCAGCCCAUAGGACGCUUUGCAGACUGGGUGUCACUUACUUCCUGGUUUUGGAGAUUCAUUAACCACUGAAGUCUCUGUUCAUCAUCCCCGAUGGAGGAAACAACAGGUUAUGGCUUGAAUCUUUGCCUGCAAAUGCUCAGCAAUGCAGAGUUCCUGAGAUUUAAAUCGCUGUACAAGGAAGUGCAAGAGCAAUUUAAACUGAAGCCUAUGAUCCCUUGGACUACGAUUGAGAAGUCUUCAAGGAAAGACAUGGAAACACUGUUGCACACACACUAUCCAGGACUGGCAUGGGCCUUUGCAGCCAGACUGUUUGAUUGUAUCAAUAGGCAAGACCUCUUCAGAAUGACUGAGAAACUGAUGAGAGGUAAACAACGUCCAUACAGAGAGAUUAUGAAGACUAUAUUUAACUACAUAUGGACCAAGGAGAAUAACAUUUAUUUGAAAAGUUCAGACUUCAAAGUGUCAAUAAAAAGGCAGUACAGUGCAUUGAAAGAGGUAUUUGAUGAUCAGUUAAAACCAGUCACUUUAGUUGUCUUGGGCGAAAGCGGAAUAGGAAAAAGCACUUUCUUAAGAAGAGCAAUGUUGGAUUGGGCAUCAGGAGACUUAUGGAAUAACAGAUUUCACUAUGUUUUCUUCUUCUCUCUCAUCUCACUUAACAACACCACAGAGUUAAGCUUAGCUCAGCUCCUCUUAAGUAAGUUGUCUGAGUCUUCAGAGGCACUAGAUGAUGUCUUAUCCAACCCUAGGAGAAUCUUGUUUAUCCUAGAGGGAUUUGACUACCUGAACUUCGACUUGGAACUCCAGACAGACUUGUGCAGUGAUUGGAAGAAGAGUAUGCCAACACAAAUUGUCUUGCGUAGUUUGCUACAGAAAGUAAUGCUCCCAGAAUCCUCUCUGAUUCUUGAAUUGGGACCCCAAAGUGAACCAAAAAUCUAUCCAUUGCUGCGGUAUCCAAGGAAAAUAAUUUUGGGGGGAUUGCUUGACUCAGCUAUAAGGUUAUAUUGUUUGUUGUUCUUCGAAGUUAAUGAAGGCGUACAAGUCUUUAAUUAUAUAGCAGCCAAUGAACCAUUGUUCUGUAUAUGCAAAAAUCCUCAUCUAUGCUGGGUGGUCUGUAGUACUAUAAAGUGGAAGUGUGCCAGGAGAGAGGAAGCAAUCUUACCUUUUGACACAGAUUCAGCUUUGUAUGCAAGCUUUAUAUUGAGUUCAUUCAGAUCAAAGUAUGACAAAUGUCUACCUAAAGAGAAUAGAGCCCGAUUAAAGACCCUGUGUACUUUGGCUGUGGAGGGAAUGUGGAAACGGGUAUUUGUGUUUAACUCUGAGGAUCUCAGGAGGAACGGGAUAUGUGAAUCUGAGUUGACAGUGUGGCUACAAAUGAAUUUUCUCAAUACUCGAGGUGACUGCUUUGUGUUUUACAGUCCUACACUACAGUGGUAUUUCGGUGCCCUGUUCUAUUUCCUCAGAGAAGGCAAAGAGAAACAUAACCCCAUCAUUGGAAGCCUACCCCAACUUCUAAGUGAAAGUUAUGCUCAUAGUGAAACCCAAUUGUUCAUGCCUGGAAUGUUUGUGUUAGGAAUUGCAACUGAGAAUGUUGCUGCCAUGCUGAAUCCACACUUUGGUCUUAUACCAUCAAAAGCGAUGAGACAGGAAAUCUUCAAAUGCUUUAGAAGUUUGAGUCAAGGAGAAGGCAGGGAGAAACUGAUUCUCCUGAGGUUGUUUGAUGGCCUUCUUGAAAACCAGGAUGAACGAUUUGAAACACAAGUAUUGGAUCUAUUUGAAGAAAUGACUGUUCAUAUUGGUAGUCAUAAUGAAUUGUCAACUGCUACAAUUUAUCUGCCAAAAUCUAAAAAAUUAAAGAAACUUCAUAUGCAUAUAGAACACAGAAUUUUUUCAGAUGUCUAUAAGCCGGAAGACAGUGACUUGGAAGACUUCAUACAAGGGAAGAUCCGAGUAAACAAUGAAUGGAGGGAAAUAUGCAGUAUUUUCCAGAACUUGAAGGUGUUGGAUCUGGACAGCUGUAAUUUCAAUGAAACUGCGAUUCAGAAUCUUUGUCUAUCCAUAUCUGAUCCUAAGAUGCCUCUGAAUGCGUUUAAGCUCGAAAGCAUGUCCUGUUCCUUCAUGACGAACUUUGGAGACGGUGCCUUAUUUCCCACACUUCUUCGUCUACCUCACCUGAAAUCCCUGAAUCUCUAUGGCACUAGACUUUCCAGUGAUGUGGUUGGGAAGAUGUGCUCUGUGCUGCUGACAUGCCCAACAUGCAGAGUGGAGGAGUUGCUGUUGGGGAAAUGUGACAUCUCCAGUGAGGAUUGUGGUGUAAUUGCUACUUCCCUAACCAAAUGCAAGGUAAAACAUCUAUCAUUGGUUGAAAAUCCCUUGAAGAACAAAGGAGUGAUGCUACUGUGCCAAAUCCUGAAACAUCCAAACUGUGUCCUGGAAACACUGAUGCUGUCACAUUGCUGUCUCACCUUCAUUGCCUGUGGCCAUCUCUAUGAAGCCCUUUUGUGCAACAAGUUCCUCUCACUCCUUGACCUGGGCUCAAAUUUCCUGGAAGAUGCUGGAGUGAACAUUCUGUGUGAAGCUUUGAAAAAACCAGUGUGCACCCUGCAGGAGUUAUGGUUGACUGGUUGCAGUCUCACUUCAGCCUGUUGUGAGAGGAUCUCUGCUGUCCUUUCUUGCCAGAAAAAUCUAAAAACCCUGAAACUGGGCAACAAUAACAUACAAGACACAGGCGUCCAACAGCUAUGUAAAGCUCUGAGGAAUCCUGAAUGUAAAUUACAGUGCCUUGGGUUAGACAUGUGUGAGUUUACCACUAGCUCUUGUGCAGACCUUGCCAUGGCUCUCACCAAAUGCCAAACACUGACCAGCCUGAACCUGGACUGGAUGACCUUUGACCCUGAUGGACUAGAGCUGCUGUGUGAGGCUUUGAAUCACAAAGGCUGUACCUUGAAGGUGCUGGGACUGGACAAAUCUGCAUUUUCUAAGGAAUCACAGAUGCUACUGGCAGCCGUACAAAAGAAAACUAAGCUGAAUAUAUUGCAUUAUCCCUGGAUCAAAGAGGAAAGAAAGAAGAGGGGUGUUUGUCUGGUGUGGAACAGCAAGAAUUGAUCUGAAAACUUUUUUCUCUUCAUCAUAAUCCUCCUAUAUACCUUGUCCCAUGGUGCACACUUGAUACUGGGAGCUCAUUUCAGGGUUGUGCACAGUGUCCUGCCCUCAUCCAUCUUUAUUCUCACCACUCUGCAAUAUUUAGAUUAAAUGCACUUAAUAAAAUCUAAGCAUGUUUGAAAACA